GUUUACCCACUUUAAUAGCUCAGGCGUGAGCGACUCGAAAAAUGGGGGUGUUGUUCCGUACCCUGAGGAUGAGCCUGACAACACUCCCCGCUUUGGCGAAGUCUUCAUCGUCAGGAGAGGAGUAAAUUCAAUGAAUGAUGAUGAAACGCCAUUUCACCAUUGGGCUAUUGGAAUCAAAUUUGGAACAUUUUGGGUUGUCAUCGAAGGUGACAACGAUGAAGGAUUCUUAGUGCCAGGCUACGCCAAAUCAGUGAUAAGACCAAGCGGCACGCUGAUCAGCAUGACAUCUGAGAUUGCAGGGCCGCACACCAGAGGCUCCGUGGAAAUGCCCAAAACUGUUCUCCUGGUCAUCACGCAAUAUCUCAAAGCCGCCUCGAUCAUCAAUCUGAGCUACGUGCAAAUUUCACCCAAGCAGUUGCACACCUUGGCCGGCAGCAUUCCGAAGAAACCAUACGUCCUUUUGGGAUCACCGAUUGCCAGACCUGGUUUCUGGACGCUCUGACCAAGUUGCAACACUUUGAAGUUGGAGUCAAAGAAUUCAACCGUCGGCUGAUGGACGUUGGAAGAUCGUGCAUGAAGACGGCAACCGUUCCUGUGCUCAAAGUGGCUGGCACUUGUACUAAUGUUGUUCACGAAUUAGGCGACACGGCCGGCAGAGUUUGCAAAGGAGAAGAAUUUGCUCCGAGCGCCAUUGUCGAUGGCGUCGGCAAGGCGGCUAACUGCGUCAUCAACGGUGCGUCCGAGGCGUUCGCUGGAGCUGUGAACGGGGUGGCUGACCUAGGGGUCAAUUUGAUCGGAAUCGCAACAGGAGGAUGCGCUACAAAGGGUGGUGCCAGAUCCAAUGGUCAAAGUUUGAGACGUGAAAUGUCCAUAGGCACGAUUAGUCCUGCUGAGGCCACUGUGAAGGGAAUUGGCAAAGGAGUCGGAUGCGUGGUCUACGGAGCCGCCAACGUUACCACAAAUGCCGUCGGAGGAGUGGCAAAGACUGCAACCACCCUGGUCAGCGGCGUGAGCACCACGUUCUCCGACACCGCCAAUUUGGUUGCAAAAGUGCACCACGACUGUGGAAAUCCAGUCCUCUCGGCCAUUGCAGCUCCAGGGGCUGCGGUUGUAGGAGUCUCAGUCGGUGUUGUCAAAACUGCUGGCAAUGUUGCAGUUGAGGUUGGAAACACCAUUGUAAGCAUCUUCAAAGGGUUUGCUAGCAUUUUCUAGAUUAUUGAUUCUCCGUAAAAUCAUUCCUAAAAUGUGUACAAAACGUUUGACUGACAGGUUUUUUAAUUAAUAAACAAAGUAAUUUUUAUAAUUGAAAACAAUCUUAAUGUAUUUUUUAUGACAUUUGUACAUCUGCUGUGGUUUAGUGCCCAAUCAAUAAUCAAUAAAUAUAUAUUAAAAAUUAAAUUUAAAAUGGAACAAUGAAACAAAAACAAUGCUUGGUAUUUUACUACAUGCAAAAUUCCUCGUUAAUAAAUAGCAUAAAUUCACAUUUAUUCGGUUUACCCUGUUAGAAUUCAUGUUAUACGUAUCAUUGGAAUAAAUU
Neocloeon triangulifer is the source of this 1537-nucleotide messenger RNA. RefSeq lists its product as uncharacterized. The record is from RefSeq and is a predicted model, not a curated record. The transcript is spliced from 2 exons. Bases 131 to 502 code for a protein of 123 amino acids. NCBI's taxonomy places the organism in Eukaryota, Metazoa, Arthropoda, Insecta, Ephemeroptera, Baetidae.